AUGGAACUGAGUAUCCUUACUGGAAAACUCAUAUGCAACUAUUCAUUGAUUCCUCAAACUAUAAGUUUUGGGACAUCAUUAAACAUUGUCCACAAAGACGAUGCUGGAGAACCUAACCAGAAAGAUCAGCUGACAGAAGCACAACGCAAAGACUACCAAUUCAAUGCCAAAGUAAAACUAUUUCUUCUAUGUGCAUUGAGUAAAGCUCAACUGGACAAAGUUGAUGGGCUGACAACAGCUAAAGAAGUAUGGGAUGCUCUAGGAGUUGCAAAUGAAGGCACAACAAAUUUAAGACAAGAUAAAGUUAGUCUGCUUGUAGCUGAGUAUGAAACCUUCAAGAUGAAAGAGAAUGAAAGCAUUGAUGACAUGUUUGGAAGGUUCCAAACCAUUGUCAAUGGUCUUAGGAAUAUCGAUCGAAAAUAUGAAAAUAUUGAAGAUUGA
Messenger RNA from Lotus japonicus, 441 nucleotides. RefSeq lists its product as uncharacterized. Bases 1 to 441 code for a protein of 146 amino acids. The transcript has a single exon. Lineage: Eukaryota; Viridiplantae; Streptophyta; Magnoliopsida; Fabales; Fabaceae. The record is from RefSeq and is a predicted model, not a curated record.